AGAGUCAUGCCAAGUACAAGUUCUGGGUCUCCGCUCCCAAUUACUGCGAGUUGACCUCGUCACCAAACCCACUUCUUCUUCUUCUAGCUUUUCUUGUCAGGACUUUACUGCUUCCAUGAAGUAUGGUAGUAUGGUGCUAAGAUCCCUUUUGCACUAGGGUGUUGGCGCAACGGCAGGGAUUAAGUGGCUCAAAGUAAUAUGGAGAAUACUCUCAGGGAGAUAAUACGUGUGCUUGAACCCUUGCCCACGGAUCGAGAAACACGAUGCCAAAUUCUUCGGGAGUUACAAGGAGCUGUUGAGUCUGUAGAGAGCUUAAGAGGUGCAACUGUGGAGCCAUUUGGAUCAUUUGUCUCAGAACUCUUUACUCGCUGGGGAGACUUGGAUGUUUCAAUUGAGUUCUCAAAAGGCGCAUAUAUUUCUUCUUAUGGAAGAAAGCACACACAAGAUGUACUAAAAGAUUUAAUGAAGGCUAUGAGAAUGAGAGGUGGAUGGAACAGGUAUCAGUUCAUACCUAAUGCAAGAGUUCCCAUUCUGAUGGUCAAAAGUAAUCUUGGAAACAUCUCCUGUGAUAUUUCAGUCAAUAACCUGAAAGCCCAAAUGAAAUCAAAACUCUUUUUAUGGAUGAAUGAUAUAGAUCCACGCUUUCGUGAUAUGGUUUUACUGGUGAAGGAAUGGGCAAAAGCACACAAUAUCAAUAAUUCAAAAUCUGGGACUUUCAAUUCAUACUCUCUGAGUUUGCUUGUGAUCUUCCAUUUUCAGACAUGUACACCUGCAAUUCUGCCUCCUCUUCAAGACAUAUAUACAGAUACUCUCACGGAUGAUCUUAAAGGCUUGAGGGAUGAUGCAGAAAGACGUAUUGAAAAAAGUUGUGUUGAGAACAUGAGAAGAUUUAAACUAAACAAAUUGAGAGCUCGGAAUAAAAGUUCUUUGUCUGAGCUUUUCAUUUCAUUCCUUGGGAAGUUCUCUGACCUUGGUUCGAAGGCUGCGGAGUUGGGAAUUUGCACAUAUUCUGGAAAAUGGGAAAGAAUAGAAAGCAAUAUGGGAUGGUUGCCCAAAACCUAUUGUAUAUUGGUUGAAGAUCCUUUUGAUCGGCCAGAAAAUUCUGCAAGAGGUGUCGGCCAAAAAGCAUUGAAAAGGAUCUCUGAAGUUUUUGAGAUGAGUCGUGACAGGCUAAUCGCAGUUAGUUACAAUGCCUCCUUAGCCAUUGAGAGUUCCCUUCUUGCCACACUAGUCCGACCACAUAUGCUACGUCUUAUUAGCAACCCAGGUUACAAUAUUAAGCACCACCAAACAACUCAUCCACAAUAUUUCAGGGCUGAGAGCUCACAUUCACGAACCCCAAGACAUCAUUAUAACGGUCCCCCGAAACCAAAUGGUCCUUUUGUACGAGAGUUGGUGCCCCCAAGGGAAUAUAACGGCCCCCCAAAACCAAAUGGUAAGGGACGAGAGUUGGUGCCCCAAAGGGAUUAUAAUGGCCCUCCGAAACCAAGUGGUUCUUAUGGACGAGAGUUGGCAGACUCGUCCCCACAAGGACAUGGACAUCAACAACUACGAAAGAUGGUGCACUCAUCCUCACAAGUACAGCCACAAAUACAGAAGCUGGUGCACUCACCAUCACAAGUACAGCCACAAAUACAGAAACUGGUGCACUCACCGUCACAAGUACAGCCACAAAUACAGAAGCUGGUGCACUCACCGUCACAAGUACAGCCACAAAUACAGAAACUGGUGCACUCACCGUCACAAGUACAGCCACAAAUACAGAAGCUGGUGCACUCACCGUCACAAGUACAGCCACAAAUACAGAAGCUGGUACACUCACCGUCACAGUCACAAGUACAGCCACAAAUACAGAAGCUGGUGCACUCACCGUCACAAGUACAGCCACAAAUACAGAAGCUGGUACACUCACCGUCACAGUCACAAGUACAGCCACAAAUACAGAAGCUGGUGCACUCACCGUCACAAGUACAGCCACAAAUACAGAAGCUGGUGCACUCACCGUCAAAAGUACAACCGCAUAUACGAAAGUCUGUGCCCUCAACCUCACGAGUACAAUCACCACUUCAGAAAGUGAAGCCAGAGAUGGCACCAAUGCUACAGGCGUAUCAGAAAUGGACACCAAAGAAACCAGGAAUGCAGACCAUCUGAUAGAUAGUUGUGAUGUGACUUGUGGUGUUAAAUCAAGUUUCACUGCGUGGUUUUGAUUCAGAAGGUCAAACUGUAGAGAACCUUUCCAGUUUGCCAUGUUUAUUGGUUAUUAUUUUGUCCCCAUUAUUUUUGGGGAGUGAAGGUUUUGUCAAAAUGAUUUCAAUGUUUUGGUCAUUCUCCUCCACAGAUGAUGCCAUUUGUUUAAACUUUAAAGUAAUCAAUUACCCUUUUCAGAGAGAAGUUUCCAUUUCAA
Molecule: messenger RNA, 2404 nt
Organism: Rosa chinensis
Lineage: Eukaryota; Viridiplantae; Streptophyta; Magnoliopsida; Rosales; Rosaceae
Product: protein HESO1
Exons: 9
Coding region: 199-2151 (650 amino acids)
Molecular function (GO): RNA uridylyltransferase activity
Source: RefSeq, a predicted model, not a curated record